This is a messenger RNA of Brachypodium distachyon (stiff brome), 3138 nucleotides long. RefSeq lists its product as uncharacterized. The coding region runs from base 1147 to 1965 and encodes 272 amino acids. The transcript has 3 exons. Lineage: Eukaryota; Viridiplantae; Streptophyta; Magnoliopsida; Poales; Poaceae. Gene Ontology annotation, molecular function: protein binding. The record is from RefSeq and is a predicted model, not a curated record.
GCCUCCUCGUGUCAGGAUUGGAUAAUUUGCGCGCGUGCUGCCUCCCUUGGAUGGGGUAGCCGUUUCAUGCCGAAACAGUUCACCGCCGGCAAGCCCACCUUUUCAGGCGUCAUGGGGUAGCGGGGAACCUGGUUCUUGGCCUGGUCAAGGGAUUUGGUACUAGUUUAUCUAGGUUUUUAGUUUCCUCUUCGGCGGCGUGGAGGUUUGGGCGACUUUGCCGAAGAUUGGGAAUAAAGUGCUCCCUGCUCCGUCCCGGCUUUGGCAACAGUCGCCGUGCUGCUACCAAGGAGCGGGUGGAGAUUUUAGAGCAUCCGCAGUCCGUUCCUUCGGUGUUACGCGGUGGGGUCGGCUUGAUGCUCGCCAAUGAUUUUGGCUUGGGUUGUCAGGGUUGCGGUCGAGUGGCGGCAAGAUCCGGCCAUCUUGGAAGAGGUGGCGUCGUGUCAGACCCGGAUUUGGAGUUGAAGGAGCCUCGGGAGCUGUUUCGGCAUGAAACAUGCCUCCGGCUGAUUCAUCUCAUAGGUUUGAUUCCUGCUCUUUUGAGUGGGUGUGUAUUGCGGCUCACUAAACCUUUCAAGCGAGGGGCUUCAUCAGCUCCGUGGGAUGAGAUCGACUUUGUCUCGGUCUUCUCCGGCGGUGUUUCUCCUGCUACCGUCGGCAAAGGCCACCAACAACCGGCGACUUCUGCGAGGAAGAAGAAGACCAGGGUCUUGUUUGUUUUUUCCUUUGUGUUAAGGUCUUCUUUGCAAAUUAGUGGGGACAGCUGUCCAGACUGUAUCCUUUUCGUAUGUGUGUAUUUGUCCCGGUACUUGUCUCUUCUUCCUACUCGUAUGAAUACAGAUAAGUGUAUGCCUUUGGGUGUACACCUUCAAAAAAAAAGUCUUGGGUAAACUGGCGCAGUCCCGUGCGCAGCUGAAGCGAAGCCGGCUGACGCGGCAUUAGCACCGGCUGACACGCGUACAGCCAGCAGCCCACGCAUCUCGCUGGCUCUCUUCUCCCUUCGCCAAUCCAAUCCAUCCCCAUCCCUUUGCUCAAAAAAAAGAACAUCCCUAUCCCCAAGUCCCAACUCAAAGCCCACGAAGCGCAACCCCCAAAUCGCCACUGUUCCUCGCCUCUCCGGCGAAGCAGGCGCUUCGAGGAAUCAGAGAUAUGGCGGACAUCGAUGAGGUCGAUGCCUCGGCUGAUGAAGUUGAAUCGCCGCUCUUCCUCGCCUCUCCUGAUGUACGGCUGCAGGCGCUUCGAGGAAUCAGAGAUAUGGCGGACAUCGAUGAGGUCGAUGCCUCGGCUGAUGAAGUUGCCGGAGAUGCGACCUCCAAAUCGCCGCUCUUCCUCGCCUCUCCUGCUGUACGGCUGCAGGCUCUCGGUGCAGUUGGGGAGAUGGAGCUGAACGACGAGGUUGAUGCCGCUGCUCACCGAGUUGAGGGCUUAUCUCUCUCGCGCACCUCGGCGGAAACCGCGUCGACUCGGAUCUCCGUGUCGAGCGUGCUGGACAACGACGACAUUCUCCGCGAGAUCCUACUUCGCCUUCGGUUUUCCAUCUGCCUCGUCCGCGCCGCUCUCGUCUGCAAGGGCUGGCUACUGAUCAUCUCCGACCCAGACUUCCUCCACCACUUCCACAACCUCCACCCGCCCACCCUCCUGGGAUUUUACCUGGUCGCUGACCGCCUUCUACAGCCUCGAUUUGUCAGCGUCGAGGACCACCCACCAGAGCUCGGUCUCAUCCUUGGACGAGCAAGUACCUACUUCGAUACAUGGGUGGACGUGCCAGUCACCAUAUGGGACUGUCGCAACGGCCAACUCCUCAUCGAUGUGUUCGACAAAUUGGCUGUUCAGAGUCCUCUGAAUCCUAGAUAUGGCAUUGCCAUAUACCCUCAAAGCCCUCUGAAGGUAUGCCUGGAUCCUGCGUUCAGGUAUAACGUGCUAGAAUUUUGCCAGAAAAUGGAGGCAGAGGGGUGUACUAUCGUUUAGCAAUAGGAUAUAAGGAUGAUAGCAUCGUAGCGUCUCUAUUUCUUCUGGAAAGAGGAAUUUGGGAAGUCAAUACAUCUUAAUUGACCAACCUACCAGUUCCCUUGGAAGCUCCGGAUUUUUUGGUGCCAUAUGGUGUUCUGAUCCAUGGGAGGAUGUUCCUGAUGACCAAUGCCAAUAUAAUCCUAAUACUAGAUGUGAGUCCUUGUGUCUAACUUUAGUGGAUCUUGUUGAUGAAAUGAAGGUGCCAACUUGUGAUGUUUUCGACAUUUCUGAAGCUGAGUCAGAAAACGAAUUCUGUCUUCUAUGUUUGCACCAAAGUGUUCUUAGGAUCUGGUGUCAUAAUAUGCAGAGCAGUGUUUGGCACUUUGCUGCUUCAAUUGAUUUGCAUGAGGUAUUUCAAAGAUCCAGCACUCUUGGAUCUGAUGUCUCACUCAGUGAUUUUGGCCUAUAUGGAGCACUGAACUCUAAGCUGAUACUUGUUUCGGCAAAUGACUGUGUGUGCCUCUUCAACGUCAAGGAAAAUACAGCCACAAAGGUGUGUCAGAUUUCAGCAGAAGAUGGCAAUCUUCUUAGGAUUUUCCCAUGUAUGAUGAUAUGGCCACCAGCAUUUCCCUCAGAAUUGAUCAGACAUGUGCAGCUGGAAAGACAGUUACUAUUGGAAGUGAUAGGUGCUGAUGGUCAGUCAAGCAGGCGAAACAAUAUCAACAUGUUCUCACCCUUGGUAGCUUUUAAAGUCAACGAUAUUUCACAGAAAGAAAAUGUCCAAAGGUCAACUGCUUCUGUGGGAGAUUUUGGUGUCAUAAUAUCAGAUAAAAGGCUUGGACUUCAACAACUGUCGGAUUCGGUGGAGAUGGAGAGUCCAAAUGAUGUGUUGAUUCAUCAGUCAUGCAACGUUGUCAGGUUUCCUGGGAUGCUCGAAUUGCUGCACGAUGUGCUGGGCUAAGUGCUCUUUGUUCGUACCAACCCCCUAUCCGAAGGAAGUAGCGUCGACUUGCAUACUUGCUGUAAAGCAUCACAUAUAGACGUAGAACGAAUAAAUACUUGCUGUUUCGUUUGAAGCUUGCACAUGAACAAAUUUUGUUACACAUGUGUGAUUCUGCUAACUUGUAACUACCCUUGGAGAAUCUGUACUGUACUAAAAAUGAUAUUCUACUAUGCCUACAUCCCAAAGAA